Arabidopsis arenosa is the source of this 1498-nucleotide messenger RNA. The record is from the annotation of a GenBank genome assembly. NCBI's taxonomy places the organism in Eukaryota, Viridiplantae, Streptophyta, Magnoliopsida, Brassicales, Brassicaceae.
AACGGUCAAAUAAUCCUCAAGAAAUACUCGCUUCUUCUUCUUCCUCCUCAAGUGUCCCCAAUUCUUUCCCUAAACCCUAAAUUUCUCGUAGAAGAAGAUCGAUUCGCUCUGAAAAUGACUUCAAUUGAGGCAACAGAAACGCUUAACGCUCCUCCAAAGCUUCAGAUCUGGAACAACGCUGCCUUCGACGAUGGAGAUUCUCAAAUUACUUCCGCCAUUGAAGCUUCUUGGUCUCACCUCAACGAAUCAUUCGAUUCCGAUUGUAGCAAGGAGAAUCAGUUUCCGAUUUCGGUUUCCUCUUCGCUACGAUCCUCAGUCUCGAUCACCGAAGCUCCGUCAUCAAAAUCCAAGAUCGGGAAGACCAAAUCCUGCGCAGAUCGGAGUAAAAAGCGUGAUGAAAGAGAUAUCGAUGCAGAGAUCGAAGAAGUAGAGAAGGAGAUCGCACGGUUAUCGACGAGAUUGGAGUCGCUCCGAUUAGAGAAGGCUGAGCACACCGCAAGAAGUAUCGCUAUACGUGGAAGAAUUGUUCCUGCGAAGUUCAUGGAAUCUCAGAAACAAGUGAAAUUCGAUGAUUCGUCUUUCACAGGAUCUAAAUCAAGAGCCACUCGUAGAGGCGUUAGUCUUGGACCGGCGGAGAUAUUCAAUUCGGCAAAGAAAUCGGAAACUGUGACUCCUCUUCAAUCAGCUCAGAAUCGACGCAAGUCUUGUUUCUUUAAGCUUCCUGGAAUCGAAGAAGGUAAAGUGGCUACAAGAGGUAAAGGAAGAACGAGUUUGAGUCUGAGUCCGAGAUCUCGUAAAGCGAAAAUGACGGCGGCUCAGAAGCAAGCAGCUACGACGGUGGGGUCUACGAGAGCGGUGAAGAAAGAAGAAGGAGUUCUCUUAUCAAUCCAGCCUAAGAGGCUCUUCAAAGAAGAUGAAAAGAAUGUUUCUUUAAGGAAACCAUUGAAACCAGGAAGAGUUGUGGCUAGUAGGUACAGUCAAAUGGGAAAAACGCAGACUGGAGAGAAAGAUGUAAGGAAAAGGUCGUUGCCUGAGAAUGAAGAGAAAGAGAAUAAUCAUAGGUCGGAGAAGAGAAGAGCUUCUGAUGAAAAUAGUAACAAGAGUGAAGGGAGAGUGAAGAAGAGAUGGGAGAUUCCAAGUGAAGUUGAUCUGUAUAGCAGUGGUGUGAAUGAUGACGAGUCUCCUAUAGGCAAGGAGCUUCCUAAGAUCAGAACGCUUCGUCGUGUGGGAGGGAGCCCUCGUGAUUCAGGUGCUGCAAAGAGAGUUGCGGAAUUACAAGCCAAGGAUCGUAAUUUCACUUUUUGCCAGCUUCUGAGGUUUGAAGAAUGAAUGAUCUGGUUAUCAUCAAUUUGAGUAAAAACCUCAACUCUUGUUGUGGUGACUUGAUUGUGAAUUUGGUUGGUUUUGAUUUUGUUUUUCGGCUUGCAUCUAGACUGUAGAGCAAGAAUAUUUGUUGGAAUGCUUAAUUGUCUUGUCUUAAUACACAUUAAGAUUGUGA